UUGUUAUCUUUGCAUGUAUCCGGUACCUUAUCAUAUACUAGUAGAACCAUAUAUAUAGUUGUUGAAUGUUGAAUUGGAUAAGUUAGCCAAAAAUGCUUGCCCCGAAGACUAGGGUCCUUCUCUUCAUGCUCUCUAUUUCAACAGGUCAUGCACUUAAGUGCCAUACAUGCAAUUCUGUUACUGACCCAGGAUGCAAUAACAUCAAGUUUGAGCCCUUGAACAAAACAAACUUGUUCGAGGAAUGUGAAGAUUCUUUUAUAAUCACCACUGCUACGAUGGGACUUCGUGAUAAAAUCGAUGAACUGAACCUCAACAAAUCCUCAGACGCUUGUACUAAAGUCACUGUUACUGCGGGUAAAGAAACGGUUACAUUUCGUGGCUGUUCCAUUCUAGGAGAGAAAACUUGCGACAUGUUGAAUAAAUUGCCAAAACCCCGAUCUGAUUUAUCUAUAAACUGCCAUCAAUGUACAGACAAGGAUUACUGCAACAAUGCAAACAGCAAGGUUCCAUUCGCCUCAGUCAUUUUAAUGGCUGCAUUGAGUUUGGUGCUCAAAUUUUGAGCUUAUCAUAAUUCCAAAUUGUUGUUUACUAAAUAAAAUUUAUUUCAUUUACCAUUCACAAUUUUCUCAAAAUAUGUAUUGUGGCAUAACUAAUUAUGAUUUCUAUGGCUUUUAAAAUAUCUUUGAUGAUAUAUAAUUUAUUUACUUGUCUGUUAUUGUGUCUCUUCUUUAUUUGAUCAGAAAUCCCAGAACAAGAAAAAUUUCUUUUGUGUUGUAUUUUUUUUUAUUUAUUACAAAUUAGAAAUUUUUUUCAAAAGAUAUUUUAAUCUUCUUUGAAUGAAAUAUUUGCAUUCUUUUUUGAAAUACGUUUUUCGUGGAAAAUGCUUUUUGCAAUACGUGCGAGUUGGUGCAAGAUUUUUAUCAGCUUUCAUUAAAAUGUUAAAACGUGGAAGGACGGUCUGGAACAUAUUAUUUGAAGCGUUUUAGUGAAAAUUUUGGAAUAAAAGUCCCUGAUGAAAUAAUACGGAUUCGGCAUGACUGUAUUUUCGUUGGAAAAAUUAUCAACGCCAAAUGCUAUUUUAGAGUUUUGUAAAGGUAAUGUGAGAAGUAAAAGACAAUAUUUUAUAUUA
Messenger RNA from Neocloeon triangulifer, 1129 nucleotides. RefSeq lists its product as uncharacterized. The coding region runs from base 93 to 560 and encodes 155 amino acids. The transcript is spliced from 3 exons. The record is from RefSeq and is a predicted model, not a curated record. NCBI's taxonomy places the organism in Eukaryota, Metazoa, Arthropoda, Insecta, Ephemeroptera, Baetidae.